Molecule: messenger RNA, 243 nt
Organism: Clonostachys byssicola
Lineage: Eukaryota; Fungi; Ascomycota; Sordariomycetes; Hypocreales; Bionectriaceae
Source: the annotation of a GenBank genome assembly
AUGCAUUUCACCAAGGCGAUCCUCCUCUUCCUCGUCGGGACCGCCUUUGCCGCUCCCCAUGUCAUCAACGGAGAUGAGUCUAACAAUAUAAUGAAACGCGAGUUGUUCUCCCGUGAGACCGGAACAUGCAGGGAGGUCAACAAGGCCAAGAACGAGUGCAAGAUAUUCAGCGCCAGUGCUCUCAAAUGGGUCACCUGCGGAGGAGAAUGCCCGCAAUCUGGAAACCCCUGCCAAUGCAAGUAA